Ostrinia furnacalis (Asian corn borer) is the source of this 996-nucleotide messenger RNA. RefSeq names its product trypsin, alkaline C-like. The transcript has 4 exons. Gene Ontology annotation, biological process: proteolysis. The coding region runs from base 68 to 841 and encodes 257 amino acids. The record is from RefSeq and is a predicted model, not a curated record. Gene Ontology annotation, molecular function: serine-type endopeptidase activity. NCBI's taxonomy places the organism in Eukaryota, Metazoa, Arthropoda, Insecta, Lepidoptera, Crambidae.
GGUGAAUUAUUGCAGUAUAAAAGAGUUAAACUGGUAAUCAAUUAGAGUAAAGACAAGGCUGUCAAAUAUGGUGCGUCUCGUGCUGCUGACUUUGGCAUUAUUCGCAGGAUGCUGCUACGCAGCGCCUAGGAUCGUUGGGGGGCAGGAGACCACCAUCAACGAGUAUCCAUCCAUCGUCCAGGUGGAGUUCUUGGGCAUCUUCUCACAGGCCUGGUCGCAGUCGUGUGCUGCUAACAUCCUCAGCUCCAGAUACGUGCUGUCUGCUGCCCAUUGCUUUGCUGGCAUUUUCUACUCGCCCUCCUUACGCCGCAUCCGAGCUGGCACCACCUUCCGCAACUCCGGUGGGUUCACCAGAAACGUGGCCAAUGAAUACAACCACCCCACCUAUGGACUGUUGGGGGCCGACGGAGACAUCACCGUUGUGAGGCUGGCGGAACCUUUGGAAUACAACCCAGUCGUCCAGGCAGGAUACAUCGCCAACCCGAACACAGUGAUCCCUGAUAACCAGCCUGUGAUCCACGCUGGGUGGGGACACACGCAGUUCGGAGGACACCCAUCCGACGUUCUGAGGCACGUGACAAUCUUCACCAUCAACCACGCCAUCUGCCGCGAGCGCUACGCAACUCUUGGCUGGCCCGUCACCGAGAACAUGAUCUGUGCUGGUCUUCUUGACGUCGGAGGCCGAGAUGCCUGCCAGGGAGACUCUGGUGGACCUCUGUACCAUGGCUCCACCCUCGUCGGUGUCGUCUCUUGGGGCGAAGGCUGCGCGAACGCCACUUUCCCUGGAGUCAGCACUGCGGUCGCGCCCUACACUUCAUGGAUCGUUUCUGUUGCUGUUUAAGGAAAUCCUUCACCAGUUACUUAUUUAAACAGACCUACAGACUUCUUGGAUUCUGCUUCAAGCUCCAGUCUUCUGUAAAUUUGAAUCACAAUCUAAGCACAUAUUUUUCAUAUCAUUUGUUGUGAAUAAAAACCAAAUAAAUGAUUAAAAGCAUU